This is a messenger RNA of Phragmites australis (common reed), 1014 nucleotides long. RefSeq lists its product as uncharacterized. Lineage: Eukaryota; Viridiplantae; Streptophyta; Magnoliopsida; Poales; Poaceae. The record is from RefSeq and is a predicted model, not a curated record. Bases 120 to 692 code for a protein of 190 amino acids. The transcript has a single exon.
GACGCCGCGAGUUCGUAACGCCCGUCCCCUCACAAACGCGUAGAGCGAGAAAGCGAGAAGAGAAGAGAGCAGCAAGCCCGCGAAGGGGAGAGAGAGAGCAACCGCACGGAGCGGCACAGAUGAAGGCGGAGAAGGCAGCGGUGGGCUUGGCCAUCGGCGGCGACGAGUGGCAGUGCCGGAAGCACCCGGCCGCAAGAUCCGGCGGUGGGGUGUGCCCGUACUGCCUCCGCGACAGGCUCCUCCGCCUCUGCCCCAACUGCGCGCACGUGCGGCCCUGCCCCUGCACGUCGUGCGCCUCCCCGUCCUCCUCCUCCUCGGCCUCCGGCGACACGGUUGGCCGCGUCCACAGCCUCAUCGAGCGGGAGCACCGGAUCGCGCGGUCGCGGUCCGUCGCCGCGGGCUCCUCCGUCGCGUUCGCCGCCCCCGCCGCCGCCAGCGGCCGAGGCGGGAGGCGAAAGGCGAGGGUUUGGGGUUGGCCGCCGUUCUGGAAGCCGGCGGCGAGGGACGGAGACGCGGAGCUGGAGGACGAGGAGGGCCUGGGGUUGCCGAGGUCGAGCUCGGUGUCCGCGACGGCCGUGGAGGCGAAGGCUGCGGCGGUUGCGGCGAGAGCGCGGUGGGGGUGGCACUUCCCGAGCCCGCUCAAGGCGUUCCGGCACCGAAGGUCGUCGACGAGCGUGCUGGGGCGGGUGUGAGGUACCUCGAGAUGGCCGGAAAGUGGGGGUCAUGUAGUCGAGGUGAUUAAUUAUUAGUUAACGCUGGAUUAGAGGAGCGAUCUCCUUUUCCUUUUGUGGUCGCGUGCCGCUAAUUUCAUGAUUAAGUUAGAUCAAACAUGGAAGCCUGUAGUUUGGGCGUAAUGUGUGCAUAUACCAGUGGGUGAUCACCUCAUGCUUCCUCACUUUCGUAGUGUGCUUCUACUACACUUUGUCACACCAAAUUGGGUAUUUUAAUCUCUCCAAGUUGAUCUUUUGCUGUACUACUACAUUACCCCCAUGAACUAUUCUGUCAUUUGCAUUU